This is a messenger RNA of Trematosphaeria pertusa, 694 nucleotides long. RefSeq lists its product as uncharacterized. The transcript has 2 exons. The coding region runs from base 71 to 694 and encodes 207 amino acids. The record is from RefSeq and is a predicted model, not a curated record. Lineage: Eukaryota; Fungi; Ascomycota; Dothideomycetes; Pleosporales; Trematosphaeriaceae.
CUCUACCACAGUGUGGUGUGUGGAGGAGAACGUCGAUUUUCAAAAGCUAUCCGCUGUCAUCCUUUCCAUCAUGCAUGUCUCCACCCCAUUCACACUCCUCUUGCUCCCCCUCCUCGCCCUCGCCCAAGACCUCUCCCACAUCAAAGUCCACGUGACUCCCCUCAGCCACACCGGCAACCGCUGUCUCGGGACCGACGAAGCCAUCCUCUCCACGGGCCUCAUCUCCAACAGCACAGGCCCCGUCCUCUACCACGCCCUGCCCUUCUUCCGGCCGCUUUUCGGCUCCGGCAUCGCCGCCUCGGAACAGCGCGCAAUGUGCCAGGUCUACCUCAACAUGACAUUCUCGGAGCCCAACACCCGCGUCUACGUGAACACGUACGGCAUGGAUAUGCGCGGCUACCUGCCGCUGACGGAGUAUCAGCGGGCCACGUUUAAGGUGACGUAUGAUUGGGUGGACACGUUUUUGCAGGCGAGUAACCAGCUCGAUUUCGUCGGCCCACGCGAGGGCAGGUUCAGCAAGCACUUUGGCGAAGAGUGGUCGGAUCGCGACGUCGUUUCGCCGUGUGACGGCGGAAUACUCAGAGUGAAUUACCAGGCUCGCGGCCAGAAUUCAAAGCCGGAAGUUGUAAUGGAUCCUCCGGUUGAGGAUGAAGAAUGGUCAUUCGCCACAAGCAUGUUGCUGUCGAAGUGUUAA